UUGGGAGGGGGGGUCGCAUGGAGCUAAAGAGAGAGAGAGAGAGAGAGAAAUUUUUAAAACCAUUUUACCAAACGUUAGUCUUACUGCAACUUGUCUUGUCUGUUGGAAAAUUGGAACCAGUUAUGUUCAAGGUGUUGAAUCCACAGAGACAGAAGUCUCUGGAGAAGUGGCUUAAGGAAACCAACACCAUGUUAACGCAGGUGAACGGGCAGCGCAGAUAUGGUGCUCCUCCUCUGGGAUGGACCGGUCCGACACCAGGUCCAGGCUGCGAGGUCUUCAUAAGUCAGAUCCCGCGGGACGUGUUCGAAGACCGGUUGAUCCCGCUGUUCCAGAGCGUAGCGCCGCUCUACGAGUUCCGCCUCAUGAUGAACUUCAGCGGGCAGAACCGAGGCUUCGCCUACGCCAAAUAUGGAGACACGGCUAGCGCAGCCACUGCCAUCCGGGCUCUAAACCUGUACCCGCUCCAGAGUGGUGUCAGGCUCACCGUCAGGAGGAGCACGGAGAAGAGGCAGCUGUGUCUCAGCGAUCUGCCUCCCACCAUGGAGCGCAACGAUCUGCUGACAGUGCUGCGGCAAAUCGCUGACGGAGUGGAGGGCGUCAACAUAAGGACGACUGGGCCUAAGGAGAAGGACGUCAGUGCGCUCGUGUACUACUCCUCCCAUUAUGCUGCCUCCAUGGCCAAGAAGGUGUUGGUGCAAGCCUUCAGGAAUCUGUACGGCGUGUCCAUUUCCGUCCAAUGGCUGUCCGGAAGCGGAAAAUCCAGACACGAGGAGCAUGACGAAGAGAGUCCUCUCGCCCCUCCCGGUCUGAAAUCCAUGGGCGUGAAAUCUUUAACGUCUCCACGCUUCCAGCUCUGCCGAGAUCCCAAGCGUCCUCCACCUCUUCCUACUCCACCCUCUCCCCUUCAACCGCAGGUCUUCCCGCGGGAAGUAGGGGGUCCAACCCUGCAGGUGACGAAUGUGAUGUUACCCCUGAAGUCCAGCAGCGUGGAGGAGCCACUGCAUGACUCGGUGCAUGAGCUGCAUUGGCUGUGUGAGCUGCAUGGGCUCGGCGAGCCGCUCUACAACAUGCGGUACGACCACACGGGCCCUGACGGCUUCCUGUAUUUUGCCUAUAGGGUGAUGGUGCCAGGGUUGGACAUGCCGUUCUGCGGCGUUGUCCAUGUCUUGCCUAGCACCUGCGCCAACAACAUGAAGGCCGAGGUUCAACGAGCCGCUGCCAAGCAGCUCCUCGAAGCCAUAUGGCAGGCAAGAAAUCAUUAAGGUUUGACGUCAGAUGCCGUUUUGUGUGAGAAUGUGAUUUCCUAAAGUAGAACAUGGUCCUGGAUCAGCUUUCCUGUGUUUAAUUUGUUGUCAGUACAAAUCUCAAAGAUGUCACAGUCACAGAUGGAGCUUGUAGAUGUAUUGGAGCAGUUUCACCUCCAAGCUUGUUUCGUUAGAGAGAACUAGAUGACAGGAACCUGGAUUGGCAAUGUCUAAACUAAUUUUUUAAAAAAACUAAGUAAGAUCCAAACAUAAAUAAGUAACUAACAAUGAAAUAAAUAAAAUCUCUUUCACAUUGCAAAGCUACGCUAACUUUCCUGUCUAGAAACUUCCAGAGGUGGUCCUUCUUCCACUGAUGACAUCCCAGAGCAACGAUUGGCUAUGUAAUUACAGAAACAACGAAAUGAUGAAAGAUUUUGAUCAAGUAACAUGUUCAACUUAAAAAAAAAAAAAGAAAAA
Messenger RNA from Ictalurus punctatus (channel catfish), 1721 nucleotides. RefSeq names its product DND microRNA-mediated repression inhibitor 1 (gene dnd1). Bases 18 to 1262 code for a protein of 414 amino acids. The transcript is spliced from 4 exons. Lineage: Eukaryota; Metazoa; Chordata; Actinopteri; Siluriformes; Ictaluridae. The record is from RefSeq and is a predicted model, not a curated record. Gene Ontology annotation, cellular component: cytoplasm; nucleus. Gene Ontology annotation, molecular function: mRNA binding. Gene Ontology annotation, biological process: negative regulation of miRNA-mediated gene silencing; mRNA stabilization.